Eimeria acervulina is the source of this 4899-nucleotide messenger RNA. RefSeq names its product zinc carboxypeptidase, putative. Gene Ontology annotation, biological process: proteolysis. The coding region runs from base 1 to 4899 and encodes 1632 amino acids. The record is from RefSeq and is a predicted model, not a curated record. Gene Ontology annotation, molecular function: metallocarboxypeptidase activity; zinc ion binding. Lineage: Eukaryota; Apicomplexa; Conoidasida; Eucoccidiorida; Eimeriidae. The transcript has 18 exons.
AUGGCCGCCUACUUCUCUCUGUUUCUGCUGCUGCAGCAGCUGCUGCUGCAGCCACUGGUUCUGCAGCUGCUGCAGCACGCGCAAGCAGACCCAUCGGUGCCGAGUCUGCAAAGCAUUGCUGCAGCAGCAUCGGCAAGAGCACCAGAAGCUGGAGCUCUUAAAGAUGCAGCACCUCCAGUGAAGACAGCAGCAACAGAAGCAACGCUACGAGGAGGACAGGGGCAGCAGGAUUCUGCUGCUGCAGUUUCAACAGCAGUGCCCUCCGAACCAGCAGGAGCAACAACAGCAGCAGCAAAUGCAACGGAGGGUGCAGCGGACUCAGCAGCAGCAGAAUCAGUGGAGCGGCUGCUAAAAGGGCAGGUGAAGCUGCCUCUAACCUACAGCAGCAUACUCUCGUUGCUGCCGCAGCUGCAGCAGCGCUUCCCGCAUCUUGUGCGAGUAAAAGAUGCUGUUAAGACCUUUGACCUCGAGGAGGAAGCAAAAGAGCUUAUAUGUGGGAGGGAGACCUGCCAAGUGCCGUAUGUAGAACUGGGCCUCCGCAGCAGCCUCAACAGGAGCACCCCUACUCUAUUUUACAGCGGGCUGCUGCACGGAGACGAAGUGGUUGGCCCCACACUGGCGGUUUAUUUGGUUGCGCUCCUUGCCUCGCAGUUUACUGAAAUCGACGAGGGUUUUGAGGGGUGUAUUAUUUGCUAUCCAACCGCUUGCUGGUGGUAUUUCCUUUCUUUAAUCCUUGGGGCUUCUCACGAGAUAAAAGAGAAGAAAGAGGCAUUGACCCCAACAGAGACUUCCCCUACCUCAACAGCAAAUGCUUCUCAUCCGCUGGUGGCUGCUGCCUUCGAACGCUAUUUAUUUACUGCGGGGAUUACGUGGCAUGGCGGCAUGCGAGCGAUCGGUCGGCCUUGGGGCUCCUUUGACCACUCAGAGCCUGUUGGACAGGGUUCAUUCCGCAGUCGGCCUUCGCCUGACGAUGUGUCGUUUGCCAAGCUCGGCCAGUGGCUGCAGGCAGCUGGGGGUCCAAGCUCAACGGAGUAUUCUUCUCCUUAUUUAUCAGCAUAUUUUGUGGAGGAGCAGCGGCGCCGUCGUGAGCAGCAGCAGCAGCAAGCGAUACAGCUGCAGCAGGAGCGGCACCGCCAUUCAUUGUUGAGUUUGUUUUGGGGUGUUGAUCAAGAUGAAGAUGCUGCAUUAGAAGCCCCAAGCAUUGCUCAUGCAUUCUACCCAGAGGGCCCUGUCUCGGAUGUUAUUUAUCCAGUUAAUGGGGGUUUAGAAGAUUGGGCAUACUCUGCAGCUUUUCAGUCGAGCCCCCUACCUAUCAGUGCAUGCAAAGCCAGCCCCAAAACUCCCCGCAUGCAUGCGCAUGCGCAUGCAAAGGCGCAUGCGCAGGCAAAGGCGCAUGUAGCGCGCAUGCAUACGCCCUGGUGGCAGCAGUGGCUUCCUGCUGCGAUUGCAGCGAAGCAACAGGACCUGCUAGAAGAGCAUCCACAGACACCUCAAGAAGAAGACAAAGAAAAAGAUAAAGAUAAUAAAGAUAAAGAUAAAGAUAAAGCCGUCACGAGAGACUACUCGGCUGUACGCUGCGCCAUCUUCCUUGUUGAGACGCACGAUGAUAAACACCCGAAGCCAGAAGAAUACGGGGAACUUCCGGUGUCUUUGGUGGCUUCGCCGUCUGUAGUCGAUGGCCUGCUCGCUCGCAAUAUCCGCAUGGCGAUGAAAAUGGCAGAAAAAGCGCAGCCUGAUAUCCUCAUUCUGGCGGCUCCUUCGAUGUAUCAGGCCCCAGGGUGUAUUGCCAACUUCGCCCUGUGGCCUGUGGGCUGCGAGAAGCUCAAUUCGAUGCGUGUGGUGACGAAGCAAGGGAAAUGCCACGAGUUUGUUAAAAAGAGUAAAGUGGCUUUUCCUCCGGAUAUCGAAAAUGCAGACUUCGAUGAAGAUGAACACGAGGUGUACGAGUUGACUGAAGCCUGGCAUGCAGCGCCUUUGCUAAACAGCGAGAAGAUUUUGAAUAGGAGUUGCAGAUCUGCUGCUGCAUGGGAGCGGCCGCAAGGAGAUGCACCCGAGCCUUUCUUUCGCAACUGGACAAAGAAUUACGAUGAAAUUCAUGAUGCCUUCAGCAAGGCAGAGAGAGAAGGCAUGGAAUUCGUUCGAUUUAAAGUACCCCCGGAGACGCCUGAGUGGACGGAGAAGCUGCCUCGUGCCGAUCCCCCUGUGCCUCCUCAGUCUUGGCUGGCUAGGAGCCGCGGCGAAAACCCCCGGGGUAGCGCUCCUAAAGGAGCUGCAAUCAUAAGGGGAGGCAAACAGUGGAUUUUCCCGGUGCGAUCGCCGGCCUUUCCUGGCAAUUUGACCCCCGUUGGAAUUCCUCUACAAAUUCGAGAUGAUGCAAUUGAGGCUUUUGCUGCUGUCUCCCUUGUGCUGCCCGCAGCAGCAGCAGCAGGAACAGAAGCAGCAGAAGCAACAACAGCAAAAGCAGCGGCACCAGCAGCAGCAGCAGCAAGAGCAGCAUCAGAGAUCGUAGCAGCAGAAGCAGAUGCAACGGGAGAAGCAGCAGCAACAACAACAGCAGCGCAACAGCAGCAGGUGCUGCAGGUGUCGCUUACUGUGUCUGGCUUCCUCAAUGAAGAUCCAGUCUUCUUUAAUCCCUACACCCGGCUGCUGCUGCCCGCGAAGCAGCUGCAGCAGCAGCAGCAGCAGAUGCAGCAGCAGCAGGAGUGGGAGAAGCUCGGCUUUCAGCCGCUUCCAAGUGCAACAAAACCAGCAGCAGAUGUGCUGCUGUCCGUACACCCCAACCUAUCAGAGCUUCCUGAGGGUUUCCUCUUCAUUCAAAUAGAGAGGCGCGACCCUCAGUACAGCAGCAGCAGCAGCAACAACAGCAGCAGCAGCAACGACAACAUAGUGCACGUCGCUACGAUUGCGACCGGGCGAGAAGGCGUGGAGCAGCAACAGCAGCAGAUGCAACAGCAGCGGCGGCUGCAGAGGCAGCAGCAGCGGGCGCCUAGUCGAGUGCUGCUGCAGACAGAAGGAGAGGUUAGGGUGCGCUUGAGGGUUUCUGUUUCUCGUAUUCUGGGUCAGGGGUUUAUUGCUUCCUGGGUGCCUGCUGCUGCUGCUGCUUCGGAUGCAGCAGCAGCAACAACAACAACAGCAGCAGCAGCAGCAGCUGCUGCUGCUGCUGCAGUGCAGACGGGGGCUUCUGUCUCGGCAACUGCUGCGCUGGCAGGCAGCCAGCAUACUCCUCAGCUGUAUGUACACCUGAACGAGGAUUUUAAUGCGUAUUUAAAUACAAAAGGAGGCAAACACCCGACUAAGAUAAACCCUUACAUGUUCUUCCCUUACGUUCGUAGCUUUAAUUGUUUGCUGGAGCCAGCAGGGGCUCGGACUGGGCAGUCUGCUGCUGCUGCUGCUGCAGCAGCAGCAGCAGCCGUUAAGGGCUCCAGCGGUGCGGUGUCUGUACACCGCAAGCUGCUUCUGCUGCCAGACCCCACACCAGCGCAGCAAACGGGUUUGCUGCUACACGGAGUUAUUAAUAUAUCUUCUUUGUGGAUGAAGCCCCACGACGGGCAGACAAAUAUACAAGGAGAGUUCUCUGCAAAUAAACGCUCAAACGCCUCGCUGCUUCUGCAGUUUGCGGAGGGAUGCUGCCCUACUUUGUUGCUGCAUCGCCAAGAAGAGGGUUGGGCUGUACGUGCAGCUCUCACUGUACAAAAAUGCGGAUGCGGACCCGGCACCGUUGUAACGGCCUCCCUGGUCCCUAUCGGGAUCAGCAACAGCAGCAGCAGCAGCAGCAGCAGCAGCAGCAGCAGCAGCAGCAGCAGCGGGCUUGACGACGAUGAAGAGCUUCUCGGUGCUCGCAUCCUUAAUCCAGAGGAGGCCUCUGAAGCAGCAGCAGCAGCUGCUGAUGCAGCUAAAACAAAUGAUGUUUGGCCUGCAAUCGGGGUGUACGCGGAGUAUCGUGAACACCGUGAGCGUUUGCUGGAGCAGCUGCAGCAGCAGCAGCAGCAGCAGCAAGCGGAGCAGUCGCCGGAUCAGCAGCAGCAGCAGCAGCAGCCUUCUUCUUUGACUCCGCAGCAAAUAGCAGCAGCCGUGCGGCGCGCAAGCGGCGUCCAAGGUAUUGCUGGUGCUGGUGCUGCUGCUGCUGCUGGUGCUGCUGCUGCUCUCACAGGGGGUGAGGCUUCUGCUAGCUCUGGCGCCACUUGGGGUUUCAGCAAAGACGGAGGAAAAACAAAAUACAAUGAAUUCUUCUUCUGGGGUAUUCUACUUCUCAUAGCAGCAGCAGCUGCUGAUGCAGCUAAAACAAAUGAUGUUUGGCCUGCAAUCGGGGUGUACGCGGAGUAUCGUGAACACCGUGAGCGUUUGCUGGAGCAGCUGCAGCAGCAGCAGCAGCAGCAGCAAGCGGAGCAGUCGCCGGAUCAGCAGCAGCAGCAGCAGCAGCCUUCUUCUUUGACUCCGCAGCAAAUAGCAGCAGCCGUGCGGCGCGCAAGCGGCGUCCAAGGUAUUGCUGGUGCUGGUGCUGCUGCUGCUGCUGGUGCUGCUGCUGCUCUCACAGGGGGUGAGGCUUCUGCUAGCUCUGGCGCCACUUGGGGUUUCAGCAAAGACGGAGGAAAAACAAAAUACAAUGAAUUCUUCUUCUGGGGUAUUCUACUUCUCAUAGUUAAGAGGAGAGGCGGCAUUUGCUGCUGCUUUGCUGCUGCUUCGAGGCAGCAAGUACGUUAUGAGGUCCUAGGGGGAAGUGCAGCAGAAGCAGCAGCUUCAACGACGCGUUCUGCUGCAGUUGCUCCUGCGGAUGCUGCUGCUGACGUUCCUGCUGCUGGUUCUGCUGCUGCACAGCUGCAGCAGCAUGCUGUAACAGCAGAAACACCGAAUGAGGCUCCCCCCCCUGCUGCUGCUCCUGCUCCUGCUCCUGUAAUAUGA